Messenger RNA from Lasiodiplodia theobromae, 2835 nucleotides. RefSeq names its product Transcription termination factor 2. The transcript has 4 exons. Lineage: Eukaryota; Fungi; Ascomycota; Dothideomycetes; Botryosphaeriales; Botryosphaeriaceae. Gene Ontology annotation, molecular function: ATP-dependent chromatin remodeler activity; ATP binding. The coding region runs from base 1 to 2835 and encodes 944 amino acids. The record is from RefSeq and is a predicted model, not a curated record.
AUGGCGCUUCUAACGCCGCGCACUCCCGAUUUCGUCGACCCCAAGGCUGAUAGCUACGGAACGCCCUUCGCCCUUCCAUCGCCUCUGAGUCCCGCGUUAUCGCCCAUCGGGCUCCCAACUCCGACCUCCCCUGUGGGACUUGACUACGAUGAUCCUUGCGAGCGUCCAUCAAAGCGCCGCCGUCUGGACGACCCGGACCUUGACCAGGUUUGGCAAAGCAUCGAAUCGGAAAUCGACACUGAGGAGGACCCCACUGUGCCAGCGAUACAUGUAUGGCCGGCUGAUGAAGAUUGCCUUCAAAGAUGGGACAUAGGCUCUCUCUGCAAUGACGUGGCAUCGCAAGGAUGCGGUCAUACAGCGCUGGACGAGCCGACGCUAUGUCCACUCUUUGACUUGGACGACCCUGCGGCCCAGUACGAAUUUGAGAAGGAAGAGAGUGCGACAGAUCAAGUCUGUUUCGGCAUGAUCGACGAGUGCCGUAUUACCAUGCUCGAGCCUCUCAGCAUCCGCGCCACAUGCACCUCACUGCCGGCCACACUGGGCUCCGAAUGCAUGAUCAUAUCAAAAAUUGAAGAUUGCAAGCUUGGAACUAUUGAAGAGACGGCGGCUCGCGCUCUUUACGAUUUGGUUAGUAGAGGGUGUGAGCUUCAGAUCGAUUGCCACAUCAAUCUUAUCCGCCGGCCAGCUAAGCGAAGAGGGCUUGGAAAACCUGCACCGCAGUACAGUACCUCAUUGUCCAUUGUCAUCUACGGCCCUCUCGGAGAGUUCGACUACGUAGGCGAUGUCCUCGACACGCAUGAACUGUAUCUGCAAGACCCCGCCGGGUGCAACCGAAAUGUCCGUUACCGCAACCCUCAUCGAAUAUCAGGAAAAGAUCCAGAUGCGCCCAUGACCAUUGAGCAGCAGAUGGAACUGAGCUCCUCACGUUGCGAGAUACUCGAGCAGUCAACUAACUACCUUUCUGACUUGGAGUCACACAUGGAUCUACCUUUGACCGGCGGUCCAAGCAUCUUGGACACGCAACUGUAUCCUCACCAGAAGCAGGCUCUUACGUUCAUGCAGAGAAGGGAGCGUGGAUGGGCUCUGACCGGCGACCAGCCCGACGUAUGGAAAGCGCUUGGCGGGGACCGUUUCCUGAACACCGUUGCAGACCAUGUGCAAGCGGGGGCCCCGCCUGAUUUUCGCGGUGGCAUCCUUGCCGAUGCCAUGGGCCUUGGAAAAUCUCUUUCGAUGAUCUCACUCAUCGCGUCGGAUGAUACUCUUGCUCAGUCUUCUGGUUCGCAAGCAACACAACAUUCGCAGUGCACUCUGCUUGUGGUCCCCUCGAGCUUGAUUCAAACAUGGGACGGCCAACUGACCAGGCACAUACGCCCGGGGCAUUUCAGUUGGAGCAAACAUCAUGAGAAGCAAAAAAUUUGUCACAGGGAUGACGUGGACCAUUUCAAUAUCGUCAUCACAACCUACCAGACCAUCGCUUCCGAAUGGAGGAGGAGACAUGCUCGCAGUAGCCCCAUUUUCUCCAUUUACUGGCAUAGGAUAGUACUGGACGAAGCUCACUGCAUCCGAGAUCGCACCAGUCUUACUGCAGAAGCCAUCUGUGCUCUCAAUGCCGACCGUCGGUGGGCAAUGACUGGUACCCCGAUACAAAAUCGACUCUCCGAUCUUUCGUCUCUGCUGCAGUUCCUGCGUGUCUACCCGUACAGCAACCCGGACCAAUUCAACGAGGAUAUUAUUCAUCUCUGGAAAGACCAUGCCGAGGAAGAAGCCAUUGAUAGGGCAAAAAAGCUCUUUCACCUUAUCGGCAUUCGAAGAUCGAAUAGUACAAUCGACCUGCCAAAACGGACUGAUGAACUCCAUCGGCUUGAAUUCAGUCCAUCAGAACGCAUGAUGUACGAGUCGGCAAGGACGGAGACACUGGAGACAAUUGAGAGGGCCAUUUUUUCUGAUUCUCCUCCGCGCGGCUCCUUUCUCAACGCUCUGCACCGAUUCCAUUCGCUACGAAUGAUGUGUAAUCUUGGUACAUGUAGUCUAAUCACUGAAACUUCCGCUUCGACCACCGAUUACCAGCAUUGGAAUUCUGCUUCGGCGUCGAAGGCUUUUGCAAUGCUUCUCACUGCCGGCCAGGCCGUUUGCAAGAGCUGUGCAACCAAUCUGGAUGGAAUGACGCCUGAUGACCUGAAAGCCGGCAGCACAAAGGCACCCUAUGUCUGCCAGGGUGGCAGCAUCAUCUGCCAUCCCUCACCAUGUGCGUACGCUGCUGUCGAAGAGAGCGAAUCACCGAACACGUCGGCACCCCCGCACCUGAUGUCGGGCCAGUCCUCCACCAAGGUCCAGGAACUCAUCAAAGACAUCAAAAGCCAUCCGACCGAGAAAUGCGUCGUGUUCUCUCUGUGGACGUCUACUCUGGACCUGGCUCAAAAGGCCCUGGAGGCCGAAGGAUUGAGGUUCGCAAGGGUGGACGGUAGCGUGCACGAGAAGAACCGCAAAAAGAUUCUGAACAGCUUCCGGCAGGACCCGUGCAUCUCGGUGAUUCUGUUUACCAUCUCCUGUGGCGCCGUCGGCCUGGACCUAACGGCGGCCUCUCGAGCGUACAUCAUGGAGCCGCAGUGGAACCCGACGGUCGAAGAGCAAGCGCUCGCCCGCAUUCACCGGUUAGGCCAGGUCAGGGAGGUGACGACGGUGCGCUUCGUCGUGAAGGACUCGUGCGAGGAGCAUGUGAGAAGAGUGCAGAACAGGAAGACUCUCAUGGCGGACGUAGUCUUGUCUCAAAAAAAGAGUUCGGGGUCCAAUAAGGCCGCGGGGAAACUGGAUAGCUUGCGCUCACUUUUGAGUUGA